Molecule: messenger RNA, 2863 nt
Organism: Cydia strobilella
Lineage: Eukaryota; Metazoa; Arthropoda; Insecta; Lepidoptera; Tortricidae
Product: zinc finger protein 271-like
Exons: 5
Coding region: 333-2834 (833 amino acids)
Biological process (GO): regulation of transcription by RNA polymerase II
Cellular component (GO): nucleus
Molecular function (GO): DNA-binding transcription factor activity, RNA polymerase II-specific
Source: RefSeq, a predicted model, not a curated record
AUUUCAUGUUGAAUGUUGAUUUCAUGAUAUUCUUCAUUUGAUUGUUAUUUUUUUAGUAUAUUUUCAUAUGGGUCAAGUUAUUUCGUAAUAAUGUCAAAUUCUAUUCUUCGUGAAACAAAGAACUUGAAAUACACGAGUUAUAUUAUCUAACUAGAGACGGAGUGUCUCUAAGCAAAACAUUGUCCGAGUUAGCAGAAAUUGAUAAAAGUAUUAGUUCGCGAUACGGUGCCCGAUAGUAUUUAGCAGUGAGGAUAGAUUGAAAAUAGAAAUACUGUACUCGAUAAAAAGCAAAUCUUAGUGUUUACUUCGUUUGUGUCAGCGGUUUCGCUAUAAUGGAGGCAAAUGGCUGCGUGCCCCCGAAAGUAAAAGUGGAGCCAGAAUGGCACAGCGCGGAAGACGAGGUUUCUCCGUGUGUAAUCCUGUUACCAGAACAUAUGCAAGUGAAGGUGGAGGUGGAGUUUGAAGAGCCCUCGCCGGGCUCCAGCAACGCAGAGUUGCAGCGCCUACCGCCGCUCGCUGCUUCAACUGGCAUGUUAACAAAGCAAAAUCCGCAACACCUACACGCUUUUCUCGCCUCGAUGCCCUGCCCUCCUCUCGUGCCGCUCAGCAAACCCCGCUCCGCUCCGCAACCACAAGCUCGGCACACCGGAGCGACUCAAAAACAACAGACGAGCGACAAGACUGAGACAAAAAAUUACGUCUGUGACGCUUGCGGGAAAACAUAUCAACAGAAAUACCUACUAAUCCGACAUCUUCAACUGCACCUCAAAUCUAAGAUAGAUAUAAAAAUAAAUCGAAAGAAAUACGAUUGUGGCACAUGUGGACUACAAUUCUUAGACGAAUCCGAUCUACAGAAGCAUAAGUUAAGUGAGGGUCACACUGGACUCAGGAAGUACCCGUGCGACGUGUGCAAAAGAGAAUUUUCCCGCGCAAGCGCCUUAAGCUUACAUAAAAUGAUACACAGUGGAGAGAGACCGUUCCCCUGCGAAAUAUGCGAAAAGCGGUUCAGACAACAGAAUGAAUUGGACAAACAUAUUAUGAGAAUGCAUACAAAUGAACGGCCGUAUAAGUGUGAAGCGUGUGAAAAGCUAUUUAAAACUGUGUCUGAUUUACGUCAACAUAUAAGGUACCACACUGGUGAAAAGCCGUUUACGUGCGAUAUAUGUCAAAAAAGCUUUUACGCUUCCGACUCUAUGACUAAACAUAGACGGAUCCACACUGGCGAGAAGCCAUACAAAUGUGAAACUUGUGAAAUGCAGUUCACGAAUAGAAGCGGUUUAAUAACACACAGACGAACCCACACUGGUGAAAAGCCAUACUCAUGUGAAGUAUGUGGUAGAAAGUUUUCACAAAGAAACAUAUUAGUGACUCAUAGAAGAACUCAUACUGGUGAAAAAUUUUCGUGUGAUGUAUGCAAUAAGCAGUUUACACGUACUUUUAAAUUGAAAGUACAUAAACAGAAACAUGUGAACGAAACCGCAGAGAAACUAGAUGUUCACUAUUUUGGGAUUAAGCUAGAGUACGAGGGGAAAGUUGGAAAGCAAGAGCCUUCCUGCUACGAGCAGUACACCAACUAUGAGGUAAAGGACGAUCUUGUGGUCAAGGAUGACCAUGAGGUCAAGGCCGAUCUUAUGCUGAGCAUGGAGAGUGCACAGCCCAAAGAUUCUAACCAGCCAAUAGCCAUGAAACCGCAGCUAGGAUCGGAACCAGAACCCUCUGCCGCCCUAGACGCGCAACAUAGCAACCAAGGAAAACCAUUCUCCUGCGACAUAUGUAAUGAGCAGUUUGAGUUCUACAAUCAUUUUACUGCGCAUAAACGGCUGCAUAAAGGCAAAAAACUCUACUCCUGCAAUAUGUGCGAGAAACAAUUCGUACGCCCAAGUGAAUUGACUAUACAUGAACGUUCACAUACUGAAGGUAAACCCUACUCAUGUGAUUUUUGCGGAAAGAAGUUUUUGCGUUCAAUAGAACUAACAAAUCAUAGGCGGAUACAUACUGGCGAAAGGCCCUUUGAAUGUGAAGUAUGCAAAAAGAAAUUUGCGCAUGCAAGUAUUUUGCAUUUACAUAAACGAAUUCACACAGGUGAGAAGAACUACUCAUGCGAUAUCUGCAAUAAGCAAUUUGCGCGAUGGAAUGGCCUGGUUAUACAUAAAAAAUAUCAUACAGGUGACAGGUCACAUUCUUGUGAUCUCUGCGAAAUGAAGUUUGUAACCUCUACUGAUUUGAAGAAACAUAAACAGACGCAUAAUCGUGAAAAGCCAUAUUUGUGCAAAAUUUGUGAAGAACAGUUCGAUGACAAGAACGCUUUAGUGAAGCACAGACAGAGCCAUAUAGGUGAUAGUAUGUGUAAGGAAUUGCUGUGCGACAUUUGUAACAAGUUAUUUGCGAGUGCGGAUCAUGUGUCCAGACAUAAAAAGUUACACAGUGGUGUGAAGCCGUAUACUUGUGAAGUAUGCAACAAACAAUUCGCGAAUUCUAGUUACUUGAUCAGACAUAAAAAAAUACACACCGGCGAGAAGCCACACACUUGUGAAAUAUGCGAAAAGCGCUUCACAAAUUCCAAUGGCCUGACUAGACAUAAAAAAAUCCACACUGGCGUAAGACCAUUUACAUGCGAAGUAUGUAAGCAGCAGUUCAGUGAAUUGAGUAAUUUAAAUCUUCAUAGACAAAAACACACGGGCGAAAAACCGUACUCAUGCGACGUAUGUGAAAAGAAAUUUGCUCGACCGGAUUAUUUAAAGAUUCAUAAACGAUUACAUGUCGGCGAGUCUCCAUCAAAGACUGAUGCUCAGUCAGUGUCAAACGUAAAUGGUUUGACAGAAAAAAUAACUUAGUUGAGUUAGCAGUAUAACUAAAAAUUAAA